GUGGAAGCGGCAGUCCCCCAGCCGGCCUGAGGGGGGCAGUAGCAGGAGGAAGGGUUCGGGGUUGGCAGAGCCUAAGAGAGAGACCUGCUCCCACCAUCCCUCUUCACUGGAUUACUGGGACAGCACCUGCGGCUGGGAAUGAGCCUAAAGGCGGCCAGGGGGUCCCCAAGCACCCCGCUUUGAGGCGGAGUAGGAAGAAGGAUGCUGCUGCCGUCGCUGUGAUUUGUCACACUACCAUGCAGGCUGAGGGGCGCCCUGUGUGACCAUCCCUGUCAUUCCCACCAUCUCUCUUUCCCACUCGGUUAUCGCUAUUACUGCACUGAACCCGCGGAGGGGGGAGAGGCCGGAAGGAAAGCCCGGGCAGGAGGGACUCGUCUCUCUCUGUAUCUUUGGAGCCGAACAAGAUGUCGGCCAGGACGCCACUGCCCACAGUCAACGAGCGGGACACGGAAAAUCACACGUCACUGGAUGGCUACCCAGAACCUCCCGUCCCACCGACGAAAUCCAGCAGCCGGCAGAGCCUUCCUCGAUGUCGGAACUCAAUCGCUUCCACGACGGAUGAGCAGCCCCAUAUUGGGAAUUACCGCCUGCUAAAGACCAUAGGGAAAGGGAACUUCGCCAAGGUGAAACUGGCUAGGCACGUGCUUACUGGCAGAGAGGUGGCGGUGAAAAUCAUCGAUAAAACGCAGCUAAAUCCCACCAGUUUACAAAAGUUGUUCCGAGAAGUCAGAAUAAUGAAGAUCUUGAAUCACCCGAAUAUAGUAAAACUUUUUGAAGUCAUUGAAACAGAGAAGACCUUAUAUUUAAUAAUGGAGUAUGCUAGUGGAGGAGAGGUGUUCGAUUACUUAGUGGCACAUGGAAGAAUGAAGGAGAAGGAGGCGCGGGCGAAAUUUAGGCAGAUUGUGUCUGCCGUUCAGUACUGCCAUCAGAAAUGCAUUGUGCAUCGAGAUUUAAAGGCAGAAAACCUGUUGCUCGAUGCCGACAUGAAUAUUAAGAUAGCAGACUUUGGCUUCAGCAACGAGUUCACCAUCGGGAACAAGCUGGACACUUUCUGCGGGAGCCCACCCUACGCUGCCCCCGAGCUGUUUCAGGGGAAGAAGUACGACGGCCCUGAGGUGGACGUGUGGAGUCUGGGGGUCAUUCUGUACACGCUAGUGAGCGGCUCAUUGCCUUUCGAUGGUCAGAACUUAAAGGAAUUGCGGGAGAGAGUAUUAAGAGGAAAAUACCGGAUUCCAUUUUAUAUGUCCACAGACUGUGAAAACCUGCUAAAGAAGCUGCUUGUGUUAAACCCGGUCAAACGAGGCAGCUUGGAACAAAUCAUGAAGGACCGAUGGAUGAACGUUGGCUAUGAAGAUGAAGAGCUAAAGCCGUAUACCGAGCCCGAACCCGAUUUUAAUGAUACCAAGCGAAUAGAUAUCAUGGUGACAAUGGGAUUCUCAAGAGAAGAGAUUAACAACGCCGUAGUAAAUCAGAAAUAUGAUGAAGUCAUGGCCACCUACUUACUUCUGGGUAGAAAGCCUCCUGAGUUUGAGGGAACCGAGUCUCUAUCCAGUAGCAACCUCUGUCCACGAUCCCGGCCGAGCAGCGACUUAAACAACAGCUCAGUGCCAUCGCCGGCACACAUGAAGGUGCAGAGGAGCAUAUCCGCCAAUCAGAAGCAAAGAAGGUUCAGUGAUCAUGCCGGACCAUCGAUCCCUCCUUCUGUUUCGUAUACAAAACGAGGGCAAGCAAACAGUGUUGAAAGCGAACAGAAGGAAGACUGGGACAAAAACGGGUCACGUAAACUUAGCAGCACUAUGGUCAACUCCAAGGGAGAAGUGGUAGCUAGCCCCCUGGCAGGGCCAGAGAGAAAAAAGUCUUCAGCCGGAACAAGUAAUAGCUUGUUUCCCGGCAGUGGGAUGACCAGAAGAAACACUUACGUAUGUGAACGCACUACUGAUAGACUGACUGCUGUACAAAACGGAAAGGACAGCAGCCUCACUGAAAUGUCUGCAGGGAGCACAACUUCUACAGCAUCUGCGGUACCCUCAGCCCGACCCCGCCACCAGAAGUCCAUGUCUGCUUCAGGCCACCCCAUUAAAGUCACUUUGCCUACAAUCAAAGAUGGUACUGAAGGUUUCCGGCCAAGUACUGGGACUCAGAGGGUGCCAGCCACGUCCCCAUCCGCACACAGUAUUAGCGCCACUACACCGGAUCGGACACGCUUCCCUCGUGGAAGUACCAGCCGGAGCACUUUCCAUGGAGAGCAGCUCAGGGAUCGACGCACAGCCACUUACAAUGGCCCGCCGGCAUCGCCGGCCCACGAGACCACCCAGUUCUCUCACAGUAGAAGGGGAACCUCCACCGGAAUUAUCAGCAAGAUCACCUCAAAGUUCGCACGCAGGGAUCCAAGCGAAGGGGAAGCCAGUGGGAGAACGGAUCCGUCCAGGAGCACCUCAGGUGAGCCAAAGGAGCGGGAAAGGGAAGAUGCAAAGGACUCAAAGCCACGAUCUUUACGCUUCACCUGGAGCAUGAAGACCACCAGCUCUAUGGACCCCAACGACAUGAUGAGGGAGAUCCGCAAAGUGCUGGAUGCCAACAAUUGUGACUACGAGCAGAAGGAGCGCUUCCUUCUCUUCUGUGUCCACGGGGAUGCCCGACAAGACAGCCUUGUACAGUGGGAAAUGGAGGUGUGCAAGCUGCCUCGCCUGUCCCUCAAUGGUGUGCGCUUCAAGAGGAUAUCUGGGACAUCUAUCGCCUUCAAGAACAUUGCGUCCAAAAUUGCUAAUGAGCUAAAACUGUGAAUUUGAUCCCUCAACGGGUAACGGUCAGAGUGACGUCCAGUGUCUGAGUGUACUGCUGAGCCCCGUAGGCUUGUCGUGGCACAUUUGGGCAUCUGAACCAGUAAAGGGCAUUAUUACUCCGGGCACGCGAGCCUUCCUCUUACACAAAAUGCCCUUACUGCAAUAAGGUUAUACAUAGCUAUGAUGAAUUGUACAAUCUGAAAUCAAGCACCACUUCUGCAUUAGUCAACCGUCUGUGUCAUGUACAGGUGAUGAUCUAGAACAUUCUGUUCUCAGUCGAUGUUCAUAGAAUUGUAUAAUAGACGACUGAUUGCUCAGACGAAGCAGAUCUUGUAUAGCUGGGUUUAGUAGUUUUACUGUACAGAGAUCUACGUUCAGUGUUUUUGUUCCGGAUUCUGGAUGACGGCGUUCUUCCUUAUUGUUUAACGAGAGGAUGAUUUAUUUUUACUUUUUUUUUUUUUCAGUUUUGUAACGUUUCAAUAUGGCCAUUAUUUAACAAAAAAAACAAAUCCACAGCUAUCGUAUAAGGGUUUGAAACCAAACCAUGACUGUUUCACAUUUUGGGUGAUCUAUCCACUGUUCCAGAGCAGGGCAGAGUUAGGCGCAGAGAACCUGUGAUACAUGUGAUGAGCCUUUAGUGAAGAUUAUCUUUUGCUUGUUGUGCUAUUUGUUCCGGACAGUGUUUAAGAAUGGAAAAACGUUUACAGUAAGGAUGACGAUUUUAUUUCAGUUGCCCCGGGGCAUCAUUCUCCAUUCUUUUCCAGAUACGAUUCUGGGAGUUGAGCUGCACAAUCACGUAGGUCGAUAACAUUGGUAACUCUGGGUUUACAUUGCUAAAAAAAUGUGUAGCUUCCCCCUAAGCGAGCGCCCCCAGAGUAACGCAUAGGAGACCUCUAGCUCUGGCAUGGCUUAAUAACACCUUGUAUAUAUUCUUUUUUUAAAAGAAAAAUGUGAAGGAAGGGCAUCGCUGCCAGCUGUAGCAUCUUCAUCACGCAGAUCCCAGGCAUCCGAUUCGCCAUCAGAGAUGGUGCAGCCAUAGACGGAAGCAUAAGCCGUGGCGCUAGCGGGGAAGCAUUUAUUCAGUGUUAAAUAGUACAUGUGGCAUCAGUGCCAGAGGGCCGCCAUUUUGUUUAUGAUCAACGUCUAACAUUGCAUGGGCUGAAACGUGUGAGAUGGUCAGAAAGCCUUUAUUCUUAUUAUUUUUUUUUAUUUUUUUUUUACCACCCUACACUCCUAAGAGAGAUAUCUCCGUGCACCUAGCGCCUCAUUUUCUUGCUUUACCGCCCCUUAAAGGUACACUUUUAUCCUAAAUAAAAAAAAAAAAUGUAAUUUGUUCCUCAAAACCAUAGGAGACCUGGAAGUGGCAUAAAAAAAAUGAUUUUCCUAUAGUCGCCUUUCUGCUUU
Molecule: messenger RNA, 4187 nt
Organism: Xenopus tropicalis (tropical clawed frog)
Lineage: Eukaryota; Metazoa; Chordata; Amphibia; Anura; Pipidae
Gene: mark1
Product: MAP/microtubule affinity-regulating kinase 1
Exons: 18
Coding region: 405-2783 (792 amino acids)
Cellular component (GO): dendrite; cytoskeleton
Molecular function (GO): protein kinase activity; ATP binding; transferase activity
Source: RefSeq, a predicted model, not a curated record